AUGCCACGCAGGAAGCGCAGGCUUGCGUCGCGAGUGCGUCACUAUCUGAGGGCACUACUAGCCUUCCUGUUUUCAAACGUUGGAGUGGUUGUACUCGUUGUAGCUUACACUAUAGCUGGCGCCUUCAUGUUUCAAGCAAUAGAGGGUGCGAGUGAGAUGGAGAGAGUGAACAAUAUGACGAGGGAAAGAGACAUCACAGCUCAGUAUCUGUGGCAGAAUGCGACGCUGACUUUUAACAUGUUCAAUGAAACAGCGUUGAAAGAAAGCAUCAAUGAGGAGCUAACCCGCUACCAGGCGACGAUCGUCCGUGCUGCACGCGGCGGAUGGGAUGGCGGGCGAUCGUCGCGACAGUGGAGCUUCUCCUCAGCAUUCUUGUACUCUCUGACUGUCAUCACAACUAUAGGUUACGGCCACCUCAGUCCAAGGACCAGUUGGGGGAAAAUCAUGACAAUACUGUACGCUCUACUCGGCAUGCCGCUAUUCUUGCUAUACCUGAGUAACGUCGGUGAGCUAUUAGCUAGCUGGUUUAAGUGUAUAUACGCACUAGUCUGUCUCUGCAGAGGUUGCCCAGGUUUCUCAAGACGACGCAUCAUCCAUAUACGUCCACAGUUUGAGUUAAGUGACGGCGAGAGUAUUGAGCGGCCAGUCGCUUGGGAGGCUGGUGUUAGUAACACUGAUGAUGACGUCAUCACCGGAUAUCCUCUUCAUCACCUCCCUAUCAGCUACUACAGUGGUCAGAGAGUUCUCCCGCCUCCAGAGUUCCGUGGGCAUCGUGAGCAGAAUGAUCACAACGCCCACGGCCAUAUUGAGUUAGAAAGCAGCGAAUUCAGCUACGUCACCUUCGAUGUUCAAACCAUCACUGUGCCUAUCAGUGUAUGCGUUUCAUUUAUGGUUGGAUAUAUAAUGUUCGGUUCAAUGAUCUUCGGUCUCUGGGAGAAGUGGGACAAACUCGACGGAGCUUACUUCUGUUUCAUAUCGCUCAGCAGUAUCGGUUUCGGUGACUUCGUUCCUGGCGAGCGAGUGUACACUCCUCGUAUAGAAGCUUCCUUUAUCGUCUGUUCUCUGUACCUCACGCUAGGUAUGGCUCUUGUCGCCAUGUGUUUUAAUCUCAUGCAGAUAAAAGCCAUUUUCUUUGAUCAGAGGUCAGAAAUUAAUAUUAUAGACGUGUAA
Molecule: messenger RNA, 1170 nt
Organism: Danaus chrysippus (African queen)
Lineage: Eukaryota; Metazoa; Arthropoda; Insecta; Lepidoptera; Nymphalidae
Source: the annotation of a GenBank genome assembly